This is a messenger RNA of Esox lucius (northern pike), 1747 nucleotides long. Its product is annotated as endonuclease domain-containing 1 protein-like. Lineage: Eukaryota; Metazoa; Chordata; Actinopteri; Esociformes; Esocidae. Gene Ontology annotation, molecular function: hydrolase activity; nucleic acid binding; metal ion binding. The transcript is spliced from 2 exons. The record is from RefSeq and is a predicted model, not a curated record. The coding region runs from base 77 to 1003 and encodes 308 amino acids.
GAGGUGUUCAGUCUUCAGUCUACCAACUGGUCUCUGUUACUUCAUCUUUGUCUCUGAGGUGUUCAGUCUUCAGGUUAUGAUGGGGGUGUUGAAGCUUCUCUCUGCUCUCUUUCUUCUUUCUCUCCUAUGUCCUGGACUCUCUGAAGUGGAUGGCGGCUUCAGAAAAAAUUGCAAGGCGUUCUUUCUGAAUGGGGUAACUCCAUAUAUUCCACGUAUUUUGGAACAAGGGACUGUCCCAAAACCGAAUCUGAAAAGCUACAAGCCAAUCUGUCAGUUCUACAAAAAUGACUACAGGUUUGCGACUCUCUACGACAUGAACAACAAGAUCCCCAUGUUCUCAGCCUACAAGUUCACUGGUGGCAGAGGAUCGGGAAAUAAUAUAGAUGACACAUGGAAGAUAGAGCCCCAGCUCGAAAAUAAAAAUGCAAUUAAAUCAAUGGCUGAGGAGUCUCAGGGUGCCCAAUAUACACAUCAGGCUGUAGACCAGGACUACAAAAACGUAAAUACAGAUCCCCUUGUGAAUAGAGGUCACCUGUUCCCUGUUAUGCACGCUGAUGGUGAUGAUGCCAAAGAGUCCACCUACACCCUGACCAACAUUGUACCCCAAGUACAGACCUUCAAUGGAGGCAGCUGGAAGUUAAUGGAGGAAAACGUCACAAAGAUUAUGAACCAAUCUUGUAAGAAUAGUAAUAACAACACAGAGGCCUAUGUGGUGACCGGAGCAGUGCCCAGUGAGAACAACACACUGAACAACCGGGUGAACAUCCCAUCUUUCAUGUGGACCGCCUUCUGCUGUGAGAUCUCGACCAAUCAGUGGCAUUCUGGAGCACACUGGGGAGACAACAGAAAUAAGAGUAAGAAGGUUAGAACCGUUCCUCUCUCAGUGGCAGAACUGAAUAACAAGCUCACAAACAUGUACGAAAAGCGUUUCCAGUUGUUUCCAAAAGAAAAGCGUUUCCAGUUGUUUCCAAAAGAAUGUCUAAAACCGAAAGAGUCUUUUUGAAAACCAAAUGUAUAACUUAGUUAUGGUUUAGCCUCAGCAUGGAAUAUUAUUAGGUUAAUUGGAGAUAAAGUUGGAUAAUGAUCCCACUCAGGAGUAGGCUUAGAGUGUGGGUUACGGUAUGGUUAAAAGAUAGCUUAACUAUCUGAUUUGUACUUGUUUUAUGUUUAGUUCAAUACGAAAUGCUAGCAACCAUGCCUGCAUUCAAAUACAAGUUGUUUUCAUGGCAUGGAGUGAUAUAGUUGUCUUAUGUGUGUGUUUGCAGGCAGGAAUGGCUAGCCAAAAUAUUUAGCGAAUUUGCUUCAGCCAGCUGGUGUGCGACUGUAAAAGUUGGUUUGAUUUAAAAUUGUUUAAUUAUUAUAACUGUUAGUCCAACAUUUAACGGGCACCUUAUGAAUAUCCAAAGGACAAUUCCCCAGCCAGACUUUACAAAGUUUCCCAGGUUGUUGCUCCCAAAAUUAACCAUGAAGGGGUACUGUUAAUAUUGUGUUUCCCAAUCCUGGUCCUGGGACCCAAGGCAGUACACGUUUCGUUUUUGCCGUAGCACUCACACAGCUGAUUCAAAUGAAAGACUUCGACUGUUAAUAUUUUAGGUUUAUAUUACAAAUACUGUCUUUUACUAAAUUGUUCAGACUUCAAUAUUUUCCACUACAACUUUCCAUCACUCAGAAUCCACCCCUGUAACCAACAUGAUGCCAUUAUGUUCUAAAUGUAAUUCCAUCCCUGUAACCAACAUGAUGCCAUUAU